Molecule: messenger RNA, 2320 nt
Organism: Haliotis rubra (blacklip abalone)
Lineage: Eukaryota; Metazoa; Mollusca; Gastropoda; Lepetellida; Haliotidae
Product: DNA repair and recombination protein rhm52-like
Biological process (GO): mitotic recombination; DNA recombinase assembly; double-strand break repair via homologous recombination
Cellular component (GO): nucleus
Source: RefSeq, a predicted model, not a curated record
UCUGAAAAUGUGUUAUUGUUGAUGUUAUUGUUUAUGAAGUUUUCUCGGAUAUUAUGAAAUAAGGACAUUUUUUCCCCAAGAUUAUGACAAGAGGCCAGCUAACCUAGGGAGAAUGCAACGUACUGUGGUGUAAAUUUGUUCGUCUAAAAUGCAGCAGUGGCUUCUUGAACUUGUGAGAUUCAAAAUGUCAAAUCUUCAAUGUGGCGGCGGUAAAUUCGAAUUUAAUAUGCCUGUCGAUCAACGAGAAGCAUAAGGAACUUCCUGAUGGAGCCCAAACCGGCGUGUUUUGGACAGGCUGAGUUCUCUGAUGAGGAACACACCGCCAUCCAGAAUGCUCUCCGCCAGCGACUUGGCCCAGAAUUCAUCAGCCAGAGAACAGGUGCAGCUGGACUCAAGCUUGCCUACAUUGAGGGGUGGCGGCUGAUCAAUCUCACAAAUGAGACAUUUGGCUUCAAUGGUUGGGCACACUCGGUGUCUCACCAGACUGUGGAUUUUGUUGAUCAUAACAAUGGUCGGUUUUAUGUUGGCGUCAGCGCUCUGGUCAAAGUUCAGCUGAAGGAUGGCGUGUACCAUGAGGACAUCGGGUAUGGAGUGAGUGAGGGACUCCGGUCUAAGGCCCUGUCCCUUGAGAAGGCCAGGAAGGAAGCUGUCACUGAUGGACUGAAGCGAGCUCUCAAGAGUUUUGGUAACUGUAUGGGCAACUGCCUCGGAGACAAGGAGUACCUAAAGUGUAUCGGUCGAACCCCUAAACCUCCCCCAGAAGUGUACAAAGUAGAAGAUAUGAAGCAUCAGACAAUUGACAAGUCUAUUGCAAAGUCUUGGAAGAGGCCAACAUUUCCGCGCCCAUAUCCAUAUGGAGUGAACAGACCAGGGACCAGCAUAACCACGGCCUCUAGACCUGAUCCUUCUAGUGAGCCACCGGCCGGGAUGGUGCCUAUCCCAGCAAUGGCGGCCAGAGCUGACCCUGCCAGUGAGCUCCCAGACAGGGUGGUACUGAGCACCAAGUCCGGGGCUGGGAAGGAUGAGGUUCAUACCUCGUUCAACAUGGAUGAUGACGAUGUUGCAGCAGUUUGUGCUGUUACUGAUGGCAAGAAUGUCGAAGCUUAUGAUGCCGGGCAUGUCAGUGAGGGUGAACAGAACAAGGUCAAGGGUGAAUCACAGAUGGUUACCAUGGAAACUGAGACCAAAGUGGAUGGGACUUACGUCAGCACUUCAGUGCUGGUGGAGCAGAUGCUAGCUAAAGGGAACUACAGGAAUGAGGAGGAGCGAGCACGGCAGGAGCGCAUUCUUCGGCAGAAGCUGAAGCAGCAGGAGUUUCAGGCCAAGCUGAAGCACAAACACUCCGGUGGAGAGAAGGAAAACGGAAAACUUUGCCACAAGUCCCCGAACCAGACGUGCAUCCAAAGUGACUGCAGCUGCAACAUCCCCCAGCCUGGGUCCCCGGUAGCAACAUCUACACCAGCACCUCUGUCCCGCAAAUCUGUGGAGAACAAGGAUCUACAGUGCAAACUUCCAACUGGACCAGCACCACUGUUGGCAGAGGAGGACUUUGAUGAGAUCGAGGUGUGGAGCCAGGUGGUGUACCCUGACAACCUGGAGGAGCUGAACAACAGGAAGUCAGCAGACGAAAACAGACCCAAAAGAAAGAGACUGUCUAGUGAACAUGUGUCCUGACGACCAUCAGUCAUACAGGCGGGACAAGAAUGACUCUUCCCUCUCACUGCUAUGAAUCACCGUGACACAGCAAUGGGAGAGGAAGAGUGACCUUCCCUGUAUUCACUGAUCAUCCACAAGUGUCACAGAUAUGAGAGGGGAAUGGAGAGCUCUAGAAACCUCACCAAACAGUGUUAGUGUAAUGAUCGCUAUGUUAAGUUUAUUGUAUAAAUGUCUGUGUGAUUCUUUGAGGCAAUAAACUGAUAUUGUGACUGUGUUGAUAUCAUACACAGCCACUGGUCAAAGAUCAAGCCACUUGUUAAGGCUAAAGGUCAGGGUCCGUAAUCACCACCACAGCAUGACUUUAAAAGAUGCUCUGAUAUUGGCCAAUAGAUAAGUUUAACGUCUUAUAAACUCAGGUUCGACAUUGUUUAAAAUGUUUAAAGCAAAUGAUGUUAUGUGGAUUCCUUGAUAUUCUGCUUUCUUUGUUACAGUGUUAUCAUAUAUAUUGAUUGAAAUUCUCUUUUCAUGCAUUUUAUCUUGUACAGGUUGAUUUUAAUUAUCUCAGAAGUCAAUUUGUGGCUCAGCACACUUCAUUCUUAUGUAUAUAUUGUGUAUAUAUAUGUGUAUAAAUGCAUGCGAUACUUUAGUGAGUGAGUGAGUUUAG